GGUACUUAUUCAUGAAGCUCAGAGAAAUACUUCUGUUCUUUUGCCAGAGUUUCACACCUACCUAGAACUGAAGAUCGAUCAAGGUAUUAUCAAGAACAGCUCUUCACCAAUAUGCCACAGACAUGGGUAACUCACUACACUGUUGUGAUUUUGGUAUGCCUUAGCCUGUUGGGAUCAACUGCAGGUCAGAAGAAUGAGAACACAGGAAACAAAGCUGGAGACAGCAGCAGUGGCAAUAAAGGGGAUGGAACCAGCAAGGGUCCCUGCUCUCAAUGGGAAACAGUCCUCAAGAACCAGCUCAGCAAUCCAUUUUCAAACUAUUCUGCCAUUAUCGCUGGCAUUGCAAAGAAUGUACCCAGCCUGUCUACACAGUGUGUGAAUACGUUCAGUGUGACAUCAAAUCUAUCUGCUGUUGCAGAGCUGAUGAAGCUUUUGAAUAACAACUAUGACAGCUUAGAUUCUGGGACCAAACAAGCUGUUUAUAAAUGGCAAGAAGCAAUGGGAAAGGCAAAACCCAGAAACGACACUAAGAGUGAGAGCUCUUGGAUUUCCUUUGACAUUUUAAAAAUGAUGGGCCGAUUCAUCUUACAGGCCAGUGUUUCAACUUUGCAGGAUCUGGUUAAAAACUCAAGCAAUCCAGUUUGCCAGCUAUACAACUCUAGCUCAGAUAUAUGGAACCAGCUAAUUGAUCUGACACCUGCACAAGCAUCAUGUUUUCUUUCAGGACUUCAAACUUGCAAUGUGACAUUAACAGACCCAGCAACAAUUCAGAGACUUGGACAACUCAACUGUUUCUAUGACUCUUUCAUCGAUAAACUAAGUCCACUAGCCCGGACAGCACUGCAGACUCAACUAAAAAAUUGCACUAGAAAUGUAAAUAAUCUCUAUCAGAAGUUGCUGAAAGAUAUCAGUAUUGUUAACAUGACUGGAGACAACCUAAAGAACCUUGGAAGUGCAGCCACUGGUCUUUCUGUCAAGCAGUUAGCCAAUCUUUCUGCUGAUGCUCUCUCUGGUGCACUUGAAUCUCUGGGGAAAAUUAAAGGCUGGUCAGAAUCUCAAAAGAAGGCAUUGGCUAAGAAAGCUGUGGAUGUUACAAAUGUUCCAGGUAACGUGCUCCGUCAGCUGGGUUCUCUUGCUUCUGGUGUGAGUACAAAGGUUUUGCAAAAUAUGACAGGAAAUGAUGUUUUAGAUGCAUUCCAAAAUAAAGAUAUGAAAGAUUCUCUACAAGACAUGACAAAAGCACAGAAGAAAGCUAUUCUUAAUACAGUCAUGAAGAAUACAUCCACUGAUGAUAUUUUGAAGAAACUGCCAGAUGAGCUGGUACAGGAUGUUCCUGCUUCAAAACUGAAGGAAGCCAACAAUGAAACACUAAAACAACUCCUAAAUAAACCCAUCAACUGGACCCUCGGGCAGGCUAUUGCUUUGUGGAAUAAAUUGUCAAAGAAUGAACUCAAUAACCCUGCCUUCAUCAGUACUCUGAAUACUUCAGCUAAAGGUCUGACUUGUGAAAUUAUCCAAAGUAUGCAACCUCAAUCACUCAGUGCUCUUGCAACAAAUCCAUGCAUUACCCGUGAUCAGAUUCGUUGUGCUGCCACGCGGUUCUUCAGCUAUGGUGCGGGAGUAUAUUUUAGCAACAUUACUCAGGACUACCUCAAUACAGUCCCUCCUACUUUCCUACUGUAUAUUAAAUCUUUCAGUGAUGUAGAGAAGAUUCCAAAAUCGUUAUGUUACAGUGUUGUAAUGCUCCUAGGACAGACUGAUAUCAAGCUUUUGCCUAGAAAUUCUGGAAGGCGUAAUGAGCUUCAGAAAUACACCAUGAACUGUUUGAAUAACACGGAUACAAGCACACUAACUCCAGAACAAGCAAAUGAUCUGGGCAGCCUUGUCUGCACUUUCAACAACACCAACAUCAAGAACUUAAACAGUGCUGCUUUCCUUGUGAUCAUUGAUCAGCUUCAGCAAUGUGGACGGUUUGAAGAACCCAUAAAGACUGAACUGAGGAACAAAAUUAUCCAGACAUUUAACUCUACUUCAACAUGGACUGUGGACACAUUGAAUCAGCUGGGAUCACUGCUGGCAGUUAUGACACAAGAUGAUUUCAAAACUCUUCCAAACACAGAAGUUGUUAAAACAGCUCUUCAAGCAAUCACUGCCACUUUGCCAACAACACCAGGAAAAUUUGUUGUGCCUGAGUUUGACAACAGACCAGAUUUAACAUACCUGUAUUCAAAGAUAGCUGAUAUUUUACGUUCCAGUCGCACACAAAAAAGUAACAGGAGAAAGAGAGCUGACUGCAGCACUGUGAGUGCACCUACAACUGAUGACAUCAGGAGCAUGGGACAGUAUAAUUCUAGAUGGACUGCAUCAGAACUCUCUUGCAUGUCAACUAGCACCUUUAGUGACACAAUGGACAUUCUUGCUACAGUUCCAGGUUUCAAUUCUGAACAGUUACAAGCUCUAAAAUCUAAGGCAUUAGAGACAUUUGAACAAUCAAUAACAUUAGAUAAACUGUCAUCUCUGAAAAGAAUCAACUUUGGAUUUACUGCUGAUGAAAUAAAAAAAUAUUCACAAGGCAUAGAUGUAGAUACAUUAGCAAGCAUCUCGCAAUACCCAGAGUGGUCCACUAAACAAUAUGCAACACAAUCACAAAAUAUUGUGCAGAAUUUCCUGGCCAAUAAUCCUGUGAAUCAGCUAACCAGUAUAGACCUUGUUGCUGUUGCUUACUUUUUGUGCUCCUUUUCUACUGACCAGAUCAAAGGCAUCAGUACCACAGCUUACAGGUCAGCAGCAAGAGAUAUUGGAGCUCUCAGGUGCAGUGAUUCCAAUGUCCUCACAUCUCUGAAAACUAAGGCUGUGGAAGUAUUUGGAAGUCCAAGCAACUGGACAGGUGACAUCCUUCAAGAAAUUGGCACAGUUGUGGCUGGACUGGAUUCUUCAGAAAUACAACAACUGAACAUUGAAGCAGUAAAGUAUAUCACCCCUGAUGCAGUUGCUCUGAUCCCUCCAAGUACAUUUUCUGCUAUGUCUAUACAGCAGCUACAAAAGUUUGGAACUGAUAACUAUGGUGCUGUUACCACUGAACAAUUAAAUUCACUAAGUAGCACAAAACAAUUUGCUCUUAGAGAGAACUCAGGAUCAAGCAGUCAGAAUUCAGUUUCAUCAGGUGCAGCCCAGUGGAGACUUGCAAUGAUCCCAGCAAUAAUAUUCAUCAAUCUGCUGUUUUGCAGCAUCUUUAUUUAAUACAUCAUGCAGGAAACUUCAGAUCUGUGAAGUGUAAAUCUUUCCCAGUUCAUGCAUACUGUGUACUUCUUAAAUCGCAAUGGAAUGUCUUACCAUUAACAUGUAUUCAAACAGUAAUACUUUGUACGAAAUGUUAUCAAAUAGUGAAUAAACAAACACACACACACACACACACACACACACACACACACACACACACACACACACACACACACACACACACACACACACACACACACACACACCAAUAUUCCUAUAUAUACUUAAAACAUUUAUUUUUUACAAUAUAUUUUUCUAUAAAGUUCAUCCAUGUAAACACAUAAUUUUGCUCAUUAGGAGCUCAGGUAUGCUAUACCUUUCCACAUUUUCCUGAGGUCAACCUGUGUUAGAAAAAUUGUAUUACCACUUACUUUUGCAGAUGAUAACCCAAGGUUUCAGGUAACAAACUCUGAUCUGUUCUAAAAAGCACUGCAAGAGUAUUUAAGUUCCAGAGCAAGAAGAUUCAAGAGACCAAAUAAUCAUGAACUGAAAUGCAUAUUUACACAUUUAUAUAAAAAACAUAUUAAUUUCUCCACAUUAAAUAAGUAUCACAGUUCUUUCUGUGUGAAAGUUCACAUUUGAAACUCUAUAAACAAUUAUGAUUAGUUAUGCUGUUUAAUAUUUAUUUAUCCUGUGACUGUCUUUAAAAGCCUCGUGUUUUGGUUGAACUGAAGUGGAUCCUAUGCUGCAGCUCUACUACAUGAUUUGUUUGGUAGAAAUUCUUACUCUCUUCUUAAUGUUACAGAUGGUAUGUUUAUUCUAUCUGUAUCAUAAAUGAUUUUAUUUCUGUAAAGUCUGGGUUACUAAGCCUUGACUUGGGAUGAGGAAACAGGUACCAUUCUAUCUUGACAGAUGGACACAUUUGUCUCGGGUAAUACUUGCAAUCUGCACUGUAACAUCUGAUAAAAAUAAAGAAAAGGAUUGAAACAAACUUCUAAUAACAAUAACAGUGUGAGUAUAUUCGAUCAUUACUCUUGACUGGGCAUUUUAUGCCUUUUAGUUAUAUUGUGUUGUUUACCAUUCUGUUUUUUUCCCUCUCAAAUGGUUGAAAUAAAUGUUUCAGUUUAUAUAUUC
Molecule: messenger RNA, 4353 nt
Organism: Protopterus annectens (West African lungfish)
Lineage: Eukaryota; Metazoa; Chordata; Ceratodontiformes; Protopteridae
Product: otoancorin-like
Exons: 25
Coding region: 112-3240 (1042 amino acids)
Biological process (GO): cell-matrix adhesion
Cellular component (GO): cell surface
Source: RefSeq, a predicted model, not a curated record